UCAGUUGUAGGAGUUUGGGUAUCAUGGUCUGAUGGGCGAAAGACUGAAGAAGGUCAAAGAAAAAGUAUUUGACUAACAGAAUCAAUAAUCACAUCUCACGUUAUUCUCACCUUUUCUAAGAAAAAAUUUCUGCUUGAACAUCACCGACAAUCGCGUUUUAUUUUGACAAAAAGCAACAAAAAUUUUGUUCUCAUCUGGGAUAAGAUCCCACCCACCAAAUCUGUGUUUUUUUAUAUUCUCCAGUGAGAUGGGUUAGGUACUUAAGUGCAGAAACCCAGAGACUAAAAGCGGCCUAUUUCUUUCAGCCUUCUGGCUUUUCAGCUCAAGAUUUCAGAAGCUCCACCCCAAAUUAAACACCCCAAGAAAGAAACAAACAAUAUGGAUCUCCUCGCUGAUGUUUCAAACCCACAAAAUUUUGAACCCCAAAGUCAAAUAUCCCAUUUGGCUCUCGACAUAGGAGGAUCUUUGAUCAAAUUGGUAUAUUUCUGGAGAAAUAAUGAUCGUGGUAGAGAUGAUGAUGAGCAAAGGUCUCACAAUGAGAGUGUUGGUGUUUCCGAUAGUGAUACUGGUCAACCUGUUCUCGAAGGACGGCUUCAUUUCGCAAAGUUUGAAACUAGCAAGAUAAAUGAUUUCUUGGAGUUCAUUCAUUGCAAGAAACUUUGCCUUGGUGGUUUCCGUGAUUGCACUGCUCCUUCCAGUGACAAGAUCUUUAUUAAGGCGACAGGCGGUGGUGCUUACAAAUUUGCUGACCUAUUCAAAGAAAAGCUUGGAAUUACUCUUGACAAGGAAGAUGAAAUGGACUGCCUUGUGACUGGUGCAAAUUUUUUGCUUAAGGCAGUCCACCAAGAAGCUUUUACAUACUUGGAUGGUCAGAAGGAAUUUGUUCCGAUUGAUCAUAAUGAUUUGUAUCCUUAUCUUCUUGUUAACAUUGGGUCUGGUGUUGGCAUGAUAAAGGUAGAUGGAGAUGGCAAGUUUGAGCGAGUUAGUGGAACUAACCUUGGAGGUGGCACAUUUUGGGGUUUGGGAAGGCUUUUGACAAAGGACGAGAAUUUUGAUGGGUUGCUGGAGCUAAGUCAUCAGGGAAAUAAUAGAGUUGUAGAUAUGCUUGUUGGUGAUAUCUAUGGUGGAACAGGUUAUGGAAAGAUUGGUCUCUCUGCAACAACCAUUGCUUCCAGCUUUGGCAAGGUCAUUUCUGAUGAUAAAGAGCUGGAAGAUUACAAACCUGAAGACAUCUCCCGCUCCCUUUUACGAAUGAUUUCAAAUAAUAUUGGUCAGAUCUCUUACUUGAAUGCACUUCGAUUUGGGCUUAAGCGGAUAUUUUUUGCGGGAUUUUUCAUUCAGGGUCAUGCCUAUACUAUGGAUACAAUUUCUGUUGCUGUUCAUUUCUGGUCCAAAGGUGAGGCCAAAGCAAUGUUUUUGCGGCAUGAAGGUUUUCUUGGGGCACUGGGUGCAUUCAUGAGUUAUGAGAAUCAGAGUCUUGAUGGCUUGAUGGUCCAUAAAAUACUGCAAAGGUUCCCCAUCAGCGCAUCCUCUGCCGGAAAUAAGAUUUCUUGCUCAUUAAACAGUGAUCCAAAUGGGAAUGAAAGUAUUGAGUGUACAGUCCGCGGAACGUAGCAUCUACAGCCACUUCCUUCGCACUUUGAUACAGCAUACAAGGCGGAAGUGAUUCUUGUGGAAAACUCUAGGCACCCAUGCAGGUCUGCAACAUAGUUGAUACAUUGUAGGAACAAUAAUGUAAAUGGAAAGCGACUGGAGAACAACAAAGACAGUUAGAUCUCACAAUUAGACCAGAUUCUGUUGCAUCUCUCCGUAUGUUACAUGUGCUAUAUACGUAGCUUUUUUUUUCUCUAAUGAAAUCAUUUACUUCAAACUGCUUUUCUUCUGAAUUUCUGAUGUAGAUUUUUCCUGGAUGUAUACAUUUCAUUACAACUCUGUAUGUUUUGUAUAAAAUAAU
Durio zibethinus is the source of this 1954-nucleotide messenger RNA. RefSeq names its product pantothenate kinase 1-like. Gene Ontology annotation, molecular function: pantothenate kinase activity; ATP binding. The record is from RefSeq and is a predicted model, not a curated record. Gene Ontology annotation, cellular component: nucleus; cytosol. Gene Ontology annotation, biological process: coenzyme A biosynthetic process. Lineage: Eukaryota; Viridiplantae; Streptophyta; Magnoliopsida; Malvales; Malvaceae.